AUGGGCCCGGCCAAGAACCAGCACCAGAAGACGGCACACUGGGUGACGGCUGGAAGCCACAUUGCUUCCAGCCCUAUGGAGAUCCCUGUCACCUCGACAUUGCAUUACUGUUUGUCAGCUCAACCGCCCCUGGACCAUCUUUCGUGUCGAAAAGAAACCGGUCCGCAGUUCUCUACCGGUGAGAACCGGCCGGCUGAUGCCUUUGUCGAAGCCUCCCUUGGUCUUUCCCUUCUCGCUGGAGGUUCAGAUUCGAAUACAACCACCACCAUUCACUCCACAGCAGCCAUUUGCACCAGCACCAGCACCGCUACCGCUACCAGGGCCCCUCCACCAUCAGUCGAGAUGAUGCAGCAGCAAUACCAGUUUCCGACACCAGAGUCCUUUUACGAGCCGUUACCGCCACAAAUGCUUGAUUCGUCCUCGUCGGGCAACCUUUUCACCUGCGAGGCAGAACCCCACAAUGAGAUAUGGUUCUCUCAGAUCGAGUAUGACUCCAUCAGGAUGUCCUCUGCCGAGGACUCGGUCCACGGGUUUCUGUGGCCGUCGUUUGCACCCUUCUCCGCCGAUAUGGCCUUGUACCCUACCGCGACAACAACCGCCACGCCACCUGCAGGCUACUGCCUCGACUCGUCCGAAUCGUCGACCUCGUCGCCGCCGCCGACCGGCUUUCCCUGCAUGGGCCAGGUUCACGAGCCGCCUGUGUCCUACGACGACCUGCCACGGUCCGAGUCCCCAAGAAACGCAUACGACCUGACGAACUAUGGCAUUCUCAACCCGGACGGCAGCUGGCGCUGCCGAUACCAGGGCUGUUCGUCGCAGGCGACCUUUCGACGGGGGUGUGACCUACGCAAACACUACAACCGACAUCGCAAGCACCUGUUCUGUCGGCACGAGGGUUGCCCGCAGGCGACCGAGGGCGGGUUCUCGAGCAAGAAGGACCGCGCCCGGCACGAGGCCAAACACAACCCUGCCAUCCAGUGUGAAUGGAAGGGCUGUGGGAGGAUGUUCAGCCGCGCGGACAACAUGAAGGAUCAUGUUCGCCGGAUCCACAAGAAACACGUCCAUUAG
Molecule: messenger RNA, 1068 nt
Organism: Penicilliopsis zonata CBS 506.65
Lineage: Eukaryota; Fungi; Ascomycota; Eurotiomycetes; Eurotiales; Aspergillaceae
Exons: 1
Coding region: 1-1068 (355 amino acids)
Biological process (GO): regulation of transcription by RNA polymerase II
Cellular component (GO): nucleus
Molecular function (GO): DNA-binding transcription factor activity, RNA polymerase II-specific; RNA polymerase II cis-regulatory region sequence-specific DNA binding
Source: RefSeq, a predicted model, not a curated record